Molecule: messenger RNA, 3721 nt
Organism: Perca flavescens (yellow perch)
Lineage: Eukaryota; Metazoa; Chordata; Actinopteri; Perciformes; Percidae
Gene: rabgef1l
Product: RAB guanine nucleotide exchange factor (GEF) 1, like
Exons: 9
Coding region: 157-1671 (504 amino acids)
Biological process (GO): vesicle-mediated transport
Cellular component (GO): endocytic vesicle; cytosol
Molecular function (GO): zinc ion binding; DNA binding; small GTPase binding
Source: RefSeq, a predicted model, not a curated record
CAACUGACAGACAAAAUGGCUGUGGGACAAACCUAACGUUAGCUGCUUGGCUAAUGUAAACAUCCACCAACAGUAGACUGGAUCCUGAGCGACGAUAACGUUACCCGAUAGAUUUUUGACACUGCGAAUGAGUGUUGUUUCUAACUUUGGUGAAGGAUGACGACGCAGCGCCGUGGGAUCCAUCUGGACCAAUCAGAACUGCUUUGCAAAAAAGGAUGUGGUUUUUAUGGCAACACUGGCUGGCAGGGCCUGUGCUCAAAGUGCUGGCGAGAGGAAAAUCAAAAAGAAAAGCAAAAACAGAUUCAGGAAGACUGGGCACUUGCUGAGAGGCUGCAGAGAGAGGAAGAGGAAGCAUAUAGCAGACAUCAGAAGGCCCAAACACAGCCUACCAUCACACCCUUCAGCAAGUUUGAAGAAAGAAAAACUAAGGAAAAGUCCAGCAAAGUCAAUACAGUUACAAAGUUUUUUACUCCUUCCACAAAAACGCCACCAAAAAAAGACACUCCUUUUGAUGCUCACUCCAGCCCAAGCCCCAGUUCCUCUACGAGCCGGCAUUCUUCUGUGGGCAGUGAUUAUGCAACGCGAGAGUUCAUUGAUUUUCUCAAGCCGCUGAAGUCUGGCAGGGAGAUCUUCAAACAGUGCCGGGCCUUCACUGAGAGCAUGGUCUAUAAGCGGGACAUGGGUGCUGAUGAGCUGUCAGAGUGUGUGCAGGACUUCUACCAGAACCUCUCAGACCGCCUCCACACCCAGUUCAAGGGUUCGUCAGAUCAUGUAGAGAGUGUUAUGGAUGAAGUAGAGAAGUACAUGAUGACUCGUCUCUACAAGGACGUCUUCUGUCCUGAGACCACAGACGACGAGAGGAAAGACCUGGCCAUUCAGAAGAGAAUCAGAGCCUUGCAUUGGGUCACCAUUGAGAUGCUGUGUGUUCCUGUAGACGAGGAGAUUGCUGAGGUGUCGGACAGCGUAGUCAAAGCCAUCACGGAUGUGAUUGAAAUGGAUUCAAAGUGUGUGCCCAAGGAGAAGCUGGCAUGCAUCACCCGUUGCAGCAAGCACAUCUUCAACGCCAUCAAAAUCAGCAAGAAAGAGGCUGCGUCUGCGGAUGACUUCCUCCCCACGCUCAUCUACAUUGUGCUGAAAGCAAACCCUCCGCGACUGCAGUCCAACAUCCAGUACAUCACCCGCUUCAGCAACCCCAGCAGGCUCAUGACUGGAGAGGAUGGUUACUACUUCACUAAUAUGUGCUGUGCGGUGGCCUUCAUUGAGAAGCUGGACGGCCAGUCUCUGAACCUGAGCUCUGAGGAGUUUGACCUGUACAUGUCGGGCCAGGCGUCCCCCCACUGGCCACAGUCCUCUGGAGCUUCUUCUUGCUCCCCAGGCAGCGCCACUCUCAGUCAGGUCCACAAGCGGCUGGACGUGCUAACGGGGCUCGGGGAAAGGCAGGAGAGGGUCAUGGAGAAGGCUCGCCAGUUGGAGAGCGACCUCAUCGACUGGACGGACGAAGUGGAGCAGAAGGUGCAGAGCGUUCUGGAGAGCAUUCCAGCAGAGACCCAAAACCCCACUGCAACCACGGCUAGUGGGACAACUUCUGCAGCAUCAUCAGCAAUCGACUCUGAUAAUGUUGAGAAUGAGCACCUGCCCCCACCACUGCUACCGCAAGUGUUUGCUGGCUGAUGUGCUGUGCUCCAAAAAAAAAGUCCCCUGGAGACUUUACUUCACCCUUCCCCUUUUCCCUGGUGUUAAAUGUUGCUGUCCGUAUGCACAUACAUACUGACAUGGACCCUCUUUCCACUCCGGCCAUCUUUAUUCCAUUGAUCCAUCCGUAGUCCAAGAGGCCCUGAAAUUACACUGAGCAGUAACAGAACUAUUACAUUAAAGGAAUAGUCUGGCAGAGAGUUAGAUCAAUGGCCUCUCUCAUGUCUGUACAGUAAAUAUGAUGCAUAGCUUAGAAUAAAGGCUUGAAACCGAGGGGAAAUGCCUAACCCGCCUCCGUCAAAAGGUAACAAAAAGCGAAUCAUCAUUUCCCAAAAUGUCCCAGAGAGUCCCGGCGACCACUUACACUUUAAGCAUUUUGCCCUGGUUCCAAAAGUUCAGGUGCAGCAUUUGCGGGGCAGCCCUGAUGUUUGGCUUCUAUUUCAGUUUCGGGAUAAGCAGAGUUGUCCUGGCAUCCUUGACCCAGUCAUGUCCUUUUGGUGUUCCCAGGCUAUUUGGGAAAUAUAACCCCAGCGUGCUCUGACUGGUGCUUUCUCCUUUCAAGUGAGAAGUGCAGGGAAAGCUUUCACAGAUUGGCUUCCAGGAGACCCAUCCGUUGGUCACCCUUGUAGUUACAUUUAAACAGACGGUAUAAAUUGUUGGAUGUGAUUUGUAAACAUGUUUCUGUCCUUCUUCGCGGCUUUUCAGAGAAGGAUUUUGUUAUCCUAAUUGUGAUGGCCCUAGGUAAAUUGACCAGUGGAGGCUCAAAUGGACACACAAAAGCUUACAGCCCAAGUAACCCCUAAUAGGGAGUUUCCAGUCAAAUGUGUUAUCGGCAAAGGAAAUGAAGAAAUCUGUAUAAUGCAAAACCUAACUUCCCCCUAAAAUAACACUCCAGCUCAUGCUCGUAAUUUGUGCUGUGUUUACUGUGUAUUUCCCUGUCUUACAGAGAAAUAUCCAGAGAGAUGUGCGUGUGUGACAGUUGUGCAUGCGGGGAAAGUGUGUGUGUGAACGUGAGCGGGUAUUGCAUGGUCAUGUUCCGUUAAUGUCGGUAAAUCAUAAAGUAGUGUGUAUGGAUAUUGUGGUCUUAUUUUCAUGGCAGACCUCACUCUCCAGCCAUAAGCUUGAUGUACAGAAGUGAUUUUAUUUUUCUAUAGAGUGGCAGGUAUCAAUUAUUUUGGAUGCAAUAGGAGAUAUUAAUCCUGUAAUAUUUACAGUAGUACUCUGGUUAAAAGAACAUUGCUUCAAGACAUGUUACAUGAUUUCUAAUGAUUGAAUAGUAAAAUCUUCAUCUAUUCAUUUCUAUUUUCUAGAGGGUGUCCCAUCAACAUAGAAAAAUCUGUUUUUAGGUGAUUUGUUUGGGGAUUUAUUUAUUGGAGCUGUUGUAUUAAGUCGGUAAGAAGUCAAAGAUGAUGCUGUUUCCUGUAACACAAUACGCUCCUAAGGCCGGUUGCUUUACCAGUGCAGAAAAAUUCACAUAACCAAUUUAAUUUUGAAGCACUUUUCUGUUUGAUUUUUAAAUCUCUUAAUUUAGAGGUACAUUUAAUGAAGGAAGUUAAUGGCUAUAUUCAGUUAAAAGGAUAAUUGGUGAAAACAGUGUUUAACAGUGUCUUUGUAUUUGGCGGUCAUGUACAGAGUGGGAGAAAUGUUUGGGAGAGUUGUUUUUUUUCCUUUGCUCAUGAGCUGAGAUUUCCUUGUGUUGCUAGAAUUGAAUCUUUUUUUUUUUUUUUUUUUAUUCUAUUAGCGGCACGUAUAGUUAAUGUGCAGUUGCUGUCCAAUAUUAGUUUGAGAAAGGACUUUUAAUGCAAACCUAAACAAUACCUUGAAUAACUUAAUAUUGCACUGUAUGCACAAGCCAUUUAUCAGGUAUUUUAAGGAAGUUUAAAACAUCUUUGUAAUCUAAUAGGUUUGUUAUUGUAUCACAUGGGAAAUACACAAUACUGUCUUUUAUUUAAAUGUAACUUAUUGGGGCAGUAUUGGUUUAUUUGCAUCUAUGGGUGUGUGAUGAUGAUUAAUAAAAACUGAAAAUGCA